GUAUAGACCUUCUCAAAAGUGAUCUAUAUAGGUAGUCCACAAAUAUAUCAAGUUCAACAUCAUUAAUUUUAAAAAGUUUGAUAUUUGAAGAUGGCUGAGGUUGACCAUGAGGAGACUUUUGAGGGUGCAGAUGCUGGUGCUUCCCAGACCUUUCCCAUGCAAUGCAGCGCACUUAGGAAAAAUGGUCAUGUUGUGCUGAAAGGGCGCCCAUGCAAAAUAGUUGAAAUGUCUACUUCAAAGACUGGAAAACAUGGUCAUGCCAAGGUUCAUCUUGUUGGAAUAGAUAUAUUUACUGGGAAAAAGUAUGAAGAUAUAUGCCCGUCAACACACAAUAUGUCUGUUCCUGUUGUCAAUCGUCAGGAUUAUCAACUUGUCAGCAUUGAGGAUGGUUAUCUCUCCCUGAUGGAUGAUAAUGGUGAAACACGAGAAGAUUUAAAAAUGCCUGACACAGAAUGUGGAAAAGAAAUUAAGGACAAAUAUGAUAAUGAUGAAUCAAUUAUGGUGACUGUUAUGAAAGCAAUGGGUGAAGAAAUGCCUGUAGGUGUCAAAUCUGCUAAAGACUGAUCCAUUAAUAUGAGGACAUUGAUUGACCUACACCAUUUACUUUAAAAAUCUCUUUUAAAAAUAUAUUUAACAAAAAAAUGGACAAUGCCAGCAAAGAAAUAAGUGGUGGCUGAUGUGUCAGUUUGAUUUCACUUUGCAUUUGGUACCAAGAAAAAGAAUUCAUAAGGUUUAAAGACCAUUCUGUACUGCUCAUUGAUAUCACUUUUGUGCUUUACAUUGAUUUUGGUUAAAUAUGGCAUUGUUUUGAAUUUUUUCCCUGCAUUUCUCAUUCAUCAAUCUGUAGACUGAAAAAAAAAAGGAAUUGUUAAUCAUUUGGGGAGGUUGGGUACAUAUUUUAAUUGUUAAUGUCAAUGCAUUCAACAUAUGUUCUUAUGAAAGUGUUAAUUUUUGUAGUGUUUCAAAAUUUCAUUGGCAAAAAAAGGCUACCUUUUUUUUUUUUUUUUUUUUUUUUUUUUGUUUCCUCUCCACAGUAGAACUAUGCAAACAAAUUUGUUUUAAAGGUUAAACAGUUGUACCAAUCUAAUUUAGUUUGAAGUUUAUUUAUUGUUCUGUUCUUGCAUGGUUAAGUGACCAUGCUGUGGAUGAACAAUACACAUUGAAUAUUGAUUAACCACAAAUUUUGUUAGGUUUUAAUUAGAAAGGAGACAAAAUUUGAUUUUCAAAGUCUGAAUCCUUCAGAAAAUCUGUGCUAUUGUAUUGUCGCCUUAAUGUUUUUAUUUGGUGUAUGAAAUACUUGUGUAACAGUGUUGCUGUAAUUGACAUUUGCAGUGUUGGUUGAUCAUGAUUGUGGUAUGAAAGGUGUAUACAAGAUGUCAAAAUAUGUAGGUCCAAUUCAUCUGUCCUAAUGAAUUCAAUAAAUUGGUGAAAAAUU
Molecule: messenger RNA, 1435 nt
Organism: Biomphalaria glabrata
Lineage: Eukaryota; Metazoa; Mollusca; Gastropoda; Planorbidae
Product: eukaryotic translation initiation factor 5A-1-like
Exons: 5
Coding region: 91-564 (157 amino acids)
Biological process (GO): positive regulation of translational termination; positive regulation of translational elongation
Molecular function (GO): translation elongation factor activity; RNA binding; ribosome binding
Source: RefSeq, a predicted model, not a curated record